CCUUGGCUAAUUUAGGCAUUUAAAAAACUUUGUACCUUGAUUUUCCCUUCCAUAAAAUGCCUACUCCAUACAUGUUUAAAUGUUUUAAUAUUAAUUCCCUAAUCUUCCUCAGUAUUUUCUCCCCAGAAGGAGACAGCCAUGGCUAUUGUCUUACAUAGCGUCUUGCUUUCCCCAGCGCUGUCAGUCCCAUGGGCAGUCCUCCUGGCCUUAAAGUGUCCCAUCCCCCACGCUUCCCCAAUCUCUGUCACCUAGGCCUUGCCUUGACUUUCUUUUUUCCUUUCGGGCCUCCACUCUUUGCCCCUCCAAAUUAUCCUUCCUUCAUACAGAAGCUCUGACACAUCUGACCUGGUCCUUCCCGGCUCUAACCCUUGCUGUGUCUUGAGAAGAAAGUCCAAGCUCCUUGGUUUGCAGUCAGGACCAAAAAGUCUACCCACCACAGCUACCCCACGGCAGCCACAGGCUGGGGCAGGCGUUUCCUAGACACACACACACACACACACACACACACUUGCUCUCCCUCACUUCUGUCUGGAGGUGUGUCCCCAUUCCCAUACUGUCCGUCUGAGGUCCACUCUCAGCGUCCCUCUCAGCCCACCCUUCCCUUGUCUGCCUCUUCAGGGUUCCACCGCUGGGUGGGGGAGGGGCCCCGCCUGGCACCCCACCCCCCAUUCCAGCCGGGGCUAAGGUCUCCAACAACAGAACCAGAGCCACUCAGUGCCCACUGGAACCCAUUCAGGGCGGACUGGGGCCCCUCGUCCCAAGCCAGAAGGGCUUUGGGGGAGGGGUGCAGCCCUUGGCAGACUCACCGUGUGGCCAAGGGGGGUGAGAGGCGCCAGGGAGGUAGGGGCUAACCUCGCAGGGAGAGGCGAGAGCGUGGUUCUGUUUCCCCCGCUGGGGGGCUGGCGGCGGAGUGGGAGGCCUUGGCGACGGAGCCUGUGGGCUGAGGGUCGGAGCAGGACGGCAUCCGGUGGCAGGGGCGCCAUGGCCACCAUCCAGUCGGAGACUGACUGCUACGACAUCAUUGAGGUGCUGGGCAAGGGCACCUUUGGGGAGGUGGCCAAGGGCUGGCGGCGAAGCACCGGCGAGAUGGUGGCCAUCAAGAUCCUGAAGAACGACGCGUACCGCAGCCGCAUCAUCAAGAACGAGCUGAAGCUGCUGCGCUGCAUGCGGGGCCUGGACCCCGAGGAGGCCCACGUCAUCCGCUUCCUGGAGUUCUUCCACGACGCCCUCAAGUUCUACCUGGUCUUCGAGCUGCUGGAGCAAAACCUCUUCGAGUUCCAGAAGGAGAACAACUUCGCACCCCUCCCUGCCCGCCACAUCCGGACGGUCACCCUGCAGGUGCUCAGGGCCCUGGCGCGGCUCAAGGAGCUGGCCAUCAUCCACGCCGACCUCAAGCCGGAGAACAUCAUGCUGGUGGACCAGACCCGCUGCCCCUUCAGGGUGAAGGUGAUCGACUUCGGCUCAGCCAGCAUUUUUAGCGAGGUGCGCUAUGUGAAGGAGCCGUACAUACAAUCCCGCUUCUACCGGGCCCCCGAGAUUCUGCUGGGGCUGCCCUUCUGCGAGAAGGUGGAUGUGUGGUCCCUAGGCUGUGUCAUGGCCGAGCUGCACCUGGGCUGGCCCCUCUACCCGGGCAACAGCGAGUACGACCAGGUGCGCUACAUCUGCGAGACCCAGGGCCUUCCCAAGCCCCACCUGCUGCAUGCCGCGCGCAAGGCCCAUCACUUCUUCAAGCGGAACCCCCACCCUGACGCCACCAACCCCUGGCAGCUCAAGUCCUCGGCUGACUACCUGGCUGAGACCAAGGUACGUCCACUGGAGCGCCGAAAGUACACGCUCAAGUCCUUGGACCAGAUUGAGACAGUGAACUGCGGCGGGGCUGCGGGGCGGCUGAGCUUCCCAGACCGGGAGGCGCUGGCGGAGCUUGCUGACCUCAAGAGCAUGGUGGAGCUGAUCAAGCGCAUGCUGACGUGGGAGUCGCACGAGCGCAUCAGCCCCAGCGCAGCCCUGCGCCACCCCUUCGUGACCAUGCAGCAGCUGCGCACCACCCACGAGGGCACCCGCUACUACCAGCUGUCACUGCGGGGCUGCCGCCAGUCACUGCAGGUGGAGGGCAAGCCACCCCUGUCUGCUGCAGCCGGCGCUGAGGACGGGCCACCCUACUACCGUCUGGCUGAGGAAGAGGACGCCACCAUGGGCAGGGGUGGCAUGGCAAAUGGCGGGUCCUUCUUCUGGGAUGAGAAGGCACCCGGCAUGCAAAGGGCCAUCGACCAGCUGGACGAUCUGAGCCUUCAGGAGGCCGGGUGUGGGCUGUGGGGUGAGGCCCACGCUGACACGGUUUCCGACAUGCUGACCCCACUCAAGGCAGCCACCACUGGCUGCCGGGUCCCCAACUCAGGCCCAGAGCCCAUUCUGGCCUUCUAUGGCAGCCGCCUGGCAGGCCGCCACAAGACCUGCAAGCUGCCUUCGGGCUCCAAGUCCAACUCCAACUUCAGCAACCUCAUCCGGCUGAGCCAGGCCUCGCCAGAGGAUGACGGGCCCUGCCGGGGCAGCGGCUGGGAGGAAGGAGAGUGCCAAGGGGCCUCUGCCGAGCCACCUGCCAUCCCACAGCGGGAGGGCGACGGGCCCAGCAUCAAGGACACGGCCAUGGAAGAGGAGAGGUCAGGCCCCGAGCUCUUCAAUACCAACUGCUGUCCUGGAGAAUGGCUAGGCGAGGCCGACUGGAGCACGCAGGGCAUCAGGGGCCUUCGGGCUCAGGGGGUCCCCACCCGCCACCUCCACCCGCACACCACCCCCCGGGCCACCAGCUUUCUGCAGCACGUCGGUGGGCACCACUGAUGGUGACCACACCCCUACCCACGACUGGGGGCUGCACCGGUUGGGCUGGCAUCCCUUCUCAUCCCGAACUGUUCCUCAGGGCUGUUCCCCGAACCCACAGAUUAUUCUUACACAAAGAUAGUUAUCCAGAAUGCCCCCUUCCCCCAGCGCAUGCCCCCAGGAAACAGGAGACCCCUGAGGUCUGGCCCGUGGCCCCCCUGGCCAGGGUCAGCAGGAAGAGGGCUGCACCCGUGGGCCCGAGCUCGCCCUGGUCUUGCUACUUCCGCCUAUUUCAAUAAAGAACUGUUCAGCA
Chinchilla lanigera (long-tailed chinchilla) is the source of this 3127-nucleotide messenger RNA. It is a transcript of the gene Hipk4, whose product is annotated as homeodomain interacting protein kinase 4. Bases 982 to 2835 code for a protein of 617 amino acids. Gene Ontology annotation, cellular component: nucleus; cytoplasm. Gene Ontology annotation, biological process: peptidyl-serine phosphorylation; peptidyl-threonine phosphorylation. The record is from RefSeq and is a predicted model, not a curated record. Gene Ontology annotation, molecular function: ATP binding; protein serine/threonine kinase activity; protein tyrosine kinase activity. The transcript has 4 exons. NCBI's taxonomy places the organism in Eukaryota, Metazoa, Chordata, Mammalia, Rodentia, Chinchillidae.